GGCGGAAGCAAAUGUUACUAUUCUCUUUGUCCACGCUCCAUCCACAGCUACAGCGAUUUGGAAAAUCUAUCUACCGCUGAAGAUUCUCCGUCAUUUUUAAAUGGUGGCGAACUAGCAUAAGAGUCCAUCACCAAAAGAUGUCUACUUAAGCCAAAGAAACCAGAAGCUGAGGCCAGACCAGGAGCGUCUGUGUAUGGUGGCGGCUCUCAUCUUCGUUGGAGGAAGUACAGAAAUGGCAACGGCUACGAUGGAGAGGAAGAGAGCAUGUGUAACUGGUGCCACCGGAUAUGUGGGAUCCAUGCUCGUUAAAAGCUUGCUAGAGAAAGGGUACGCCGUCAACGCCACCGUCAGAGAUCCAGAAAAUAGCAAAAAGGUGUCCCACCUCUUAAAUCUACAAGUCUUGGGUGAUCUAAAACUUUUCAAGGCAGAUCUCAUGGAGGAAGAUAGCUUUGAUGAUGCCAUCAAUGGUUGUGAUUUCGUCUUCCAUGUGGCAACUUCAAUGAACUUUGAGUCUGAAGACCAAGAGAAUGACAUGAUCAAGCCAGCAAUCAAUGGGAUGUUGAACGUUCUGAAAUCAUGUGUUAGAGUGAAGACUGUGAAGCGUGUAGUCUGCACAUCAUCAGUGGCUGCUGUGUCGCCGAACAAUCUCAAUGGGACGGACCGUGUCCUUGAUGAGGAGAGCUGGUCCGACGUUGAGUACUUGACCUCUAAGAAGUCGUUGAUUUGGGGAUACGAAGUGUCAAAAACCCUAGCGGAGAAGGCAGCAUGGAAAUUCUCCAAAGAAAACAGCAUAGAUCUCAUCACCAUUGCUCCUGGUGUCAUCACCGGCCCAUCUCUAACUCCAGAGGUCCCAGGAAGCGUCAGCAUAGCUCUGUCUUUGCUCACAGGGAACGAAUUCAUGGUCAACGCUUUGAAAAGCUUUCAGCUUAUCUCGGGAUCGAUUUCCCUCGUACACGUGGAGGACGUAUGUAGGGCCCACAUCUUUGUAGCGGAGAACGAAUCAGCUUCCGGCCGUUACAUAUGCUGCGCUGUCAAUACGUGUGUACCGGAGCUUGCCAAAUUCCUCUCAGAACGAUAUCCACCGUACAAUGUCCUCACUGAUUUUGGGGAUUUUCCAGCGAAUCUCAAGUCGAUCUUCUCCUCAGAGAAGCUGAUUAAAGCUGGAUUUAGCUACAAUUAUGGGAUGGAAGAGAUGUACGAUGACUCGGUGGAGUACUUGAGGGCCGUCAGAUUGUUGGCCAAUUGAGAGCUAUCUCUUCUUCCAUGCUCCUGCAAACUACACUUUUAAAAUUGGUGUAAUAUCUACUCCAAAAGUCCUAACGUUGAUAUAAUAAUACCAGAUUGACUACCUGAUUAUCACUUUGUAUUAGUAAUAUGAAUGUGUAC
Molecule: messenger RNA, 1386 nt
Organism: Magnolia sinica
Lineage: Eukaryota; Viridiplantae; Streptophyta; Magnoliopsida; Magnoliales; Magnoliaceae
Product: anthocyanidin reductase ((2S)-flavan-3-ol-forming)-like
Exons: 6
Coding region: 194-1246 (350 amino acids)
Molecular function (GO): oxidoreductase activity, acting on the CH-OH group of donors, NAD or NADP as acceptor
Source: RefSeq, a predicted model, not a curated record